Messenger RNA from Lactuca sativa (garden lettuce), 1672 nucleotides. Its product is annotated as putative serine/threonine-protein kinase PBL1. The record is from RefSeq and is a predicted model, not a curated record. Gene Ontology annotation, cellular component: plasma membrane; plasmodesma. Gene Ontology annotation, molecular function: transmembrane receptor protein tyrosine kinase activity; ATP binding. NCBI's taxonomy places the organism in Eukaryota, Viridiplantae, Streptophyta, Magnoliopsida, Asterales, Asteraceae. Gene Ontology annotation, biological process: protein autophosphorylation.
AUGGCUCGUAUUCAAGAACUCGACCACCUUCAAAUUCCACUUGAAGACAUCAAGUUGGCCACCAACAACUUUUCGGAAGAUAAUUUCAUCGGUCUAGGUGGAUUCGGAAAGGUGUAUGAGGGCCAACUCCAUGUUUCCGACUUUGCAACAACCAGCUCCAUCUCCGGCAGGCCAGGCACCACCGUGGCUGUAAAACGGUUAGAUGUGCAGGGCGGGCAAGGAAAAAAUGAGUUCUUGAAUGAGAUAGUGAUGCUCGCUAGUUACAAGCACAAAAACCUGGCAUCCAUUGUUGGAUUCUGUGACGAAGGUGGAGAGAAGAUCAUUAUUUACAAGUAUGAGGCUCGUGGAAGCCUCGAUAAUUAUCUAGCUAAUGAUCAUCUUACAUGGGUGCAACGGCUUCAAAUUUGUCUUGGUGCUGCUCGUGGACUUAAUUAUCUACAUGCAGACGUGGGAGAGAGCCACCGGGUGCUCCACCGUGACAUUAAGAGCUCCAAUAUUUUGUUAAAUGAAAAUUGGGAAGCUAAAAUUUCUGAUUUCGGCUUGUCUAAAAUAGGCCCCACAAAUCAGAAUAUCACUUUUCUUGUAACAAAUGCUGCCGGCACAUUAGGUUAUGUUGAUCCACUUUACGUAUCGACUGGGGUUCUUACAAAAGAAUCUGACGUGUAUUCUUUUGGUGUGGUUCUCUUUGAAGUCUUAUGUGGAAGAUUAGCAAUGAAGAAUAUGUACGAGGACGAGCGUCGGUUCUUAUUUCACUUGGCUAAACUCCGUUAUGAAAAGGGAAAACUUGACGAAAUCAUUCUUCCCAGCAUACGGGAACAAAUGAAGCCAAAUUCGUUGCAAACAUUCUGCAAAAUUGCUUAUCAAUGUCUGAAAAAGAAACGCCAUGAUCGUCCAAAGAUGUUGUUGGUCAUCGAACAACUACAAAUCUCGUUGGAUUUUCAAAUUGGUUAUUUGAGAAUGACGGAGUUGUGCGGAUCGAACACAGGUGGAUAUUCAUGGUCGUUGCUCCUUGAUAACAAUCAUAAGCUAAGGAAGAUAACCAUAGAUCACUAUGAUUGUAUUUUUUCUGUUAGAUUUACAACCGAAGAUCUUAGUGGCUCGUUACAUUCUACUCAACGGUAUGGAGGUGACAAUGGCCUCAGCCCUGGCAAAAUUACCGAGGUUCACUUUGAUGCUGAUGAAGAAAUAACUGGGAUAAGAAUUGGAGUAACCAGUGAAAUUGGAGGACUUGUAUUGAUUGCAUCGAUCUAUAUUAUGACAAACAAAAAUGGGCAUGGGCCUUUUGGAAAAGAGCCAGUGAGCUUUUUUUCAGAAUUUUGGGAUGCAGGGUCGUUUGCGGGGUUUUAUGGUCGUGCUGGCCAUUUUUUGGAUGGUUUCGGUUGUUAUCUGAAGGCUACCAUGUGAAGGCCUUCAUUAAUUUGAAAUAACAGUCUAUAGUAUAAAAAUCUCAUUAAAUCCGAACCUACUAGUUUACAUCGAUGGUCUUCAAAUUUGAUGUUGUUGGCAUUCUAAUCUAGUGAACAUAUUAGGUUCAGACAUCUCACAUGUUUUAUUUAUGAUAACUGGACGCUAUCUAUACAUAUUUUGUUUUCUCAUAUACACUGUUGUGUAAUAUUCAGUGUGGUUAUCUGUUUGUAAAAGAAAAAUCAACACUAAUAUGCUUCAAAUCUGU